GUUUCUUUCAUUCUCACGAAAACUUCGUCGUCUUUUCUUCAAAGGGUCGACCGCUCGACCCAAUAUUCUAUUGCGCCAAGUCAGUCGUAUAGACUUCGGGAUUUGACAUUCGACAUCCUGGCAUUAGACGCCAGAGAAAGGGAAUACUAAUUCAUAUUUACUAUUAAUUACUUGAUUUAGCACAACGGAUCGAACCAAUGUUGGAGAAUUGAAAUGUAGCAAGAUGGGUGUUUGGAACCACAUAACUUUUCUUAUAUGCUUAGUGUCUUUAUUUAGCACGGCGGCCGCACAAUCGGUUCCUCGGAAUGUCUUCUUCCAAUACCAUCCCCUGAACGAAUUGACCGUAUCCUGGACUCCACCUGUAAACCUGGAUGGCAUCACUGGGUACAGCCUGGUGUACACCGCCAACGGUAACCAGAAAGAGGUCACCAUCGACGGUCCCGGAGCAACGACCACCACCGUCCAAGACAACGAUCUCGCGGGCAACCCUCCCUUAAUUGUGCUCCUGGCUCCGAUGAUGAACGGCAAUGUUGAUGGUGCUAAUAUUGUAAGGGCGACGACUCCAACAGAGCAAGACCAAGUCCUGCCACCUGCACCACAAGAUGCAACAGUUCAGCGGACAUCGAUCAACAGCUACCAGCUGACAUGGACUAAUACGAAUGGUAACAGCCCGGUGGCUAUCGAGGGAUACGUUAUUUCGUUCGCACCAACGACACCAACUGGGACUGAUUUCAGCAGUAUAGAAGUGCCUCCCGACAGGAACGUGGAACAGAUCCAGGGCCUCCAGCCAGACACAGACUACACGUUCUAUCUGUAUAGCCAGAACAAUGGACUGAGAUCUCGAGCGAACCUGACGACGCUACCUCCCGUAACCCAAGAUCUAAAGCCUCCUGAAAACUUUAUCUUAUACCAGCUGAGUCUUUCAUCCAUUUUGCUCCGAUGGGACCCACCAGCUCCUCCUGAUAAUUCCUUUGAAGACUACGUGGUCGUAUACCUUAAUAACGAUAAUGGACAAGUGCUAGAAGAGAUCCAAUUGGAUUCGACGAUAACCAAUUAUGUUGUAUCCAAUCUUCAAGGAGACAUUUCGUAUAUUUUCAGGGUUGUUACUCAAGCCGGUACUGCAAGAAGUGAAAGCAAUGGAUUCAUUGCAAAGCCAUUAGAUCCCUUUACAAACAUUCAACCGAUGGUCGGAGCAGUGACGGAUCAAAAGAUACAGUUGUCCUGGCAGAACCCCAACCUCAACAGGAACUUUGUUGUGCAUCUUUUCAAAGACGACGGGACACAGGAGAUCAACCAAACGCUGCCCAAUCUGCAGAGUACUACGACUGUGAUUCAAGAUUUGAUGUCUGAUUCUACUUACGUCAUUGUAGUUGAGGAUUCCCUUACCUUGACUGUUCUGGGGGUAGUCCAGGCAAUGACAAAUACACCACCUAACUCGGCUGUUACGGUGAACAGCAAGACUGCAUCAUCGGUUACACUAUCCUGGAUAGGGAUUCCAUUAGCCACCAACUAUAGGAUAUCUUACAUUAGUCAAGAUAAUACAGGGGCGGGUGUCAUAAGCUCAACUACCCCAACUUCAGUAGUGACAGGUCUGCAACCUCAGAUGACUUAUACAUUCUCUGUAGUAGCUACUGUAGGCACAUCCGAAGUAAACGUAGGGUCAGUGACUGAAACUACAGAUACCGUGUCGACUAUGGCUGUGAACGCCACACCAGGGACUAAUACCAUUGACCUGUCAUGGGCCAGCAUUCCUAAUACUGUUGUGUACCAAAUCGUCUAUCAGCCACUUGUUCCAGUUGGUAUUGCCAUAGAGAGAAACUCCUUCGAAAAUUUCUUCACCUUAACUGACCUGCUCCCAGUGACGACGUAUAACAUUACGGUAUAUGCAGUCACAAGCAGCUUAGGCACGUCUGCCCUGGUGACAGUAGGGACAGUCGUUGCGUCAACGGUCACAGUUUUAAAACCACCAGAAAACUUUAUUUUAUACCAGCUGAGUGUUUCAUCCGUUUUGCUCCGAUGGGAUCCACCGUCACCGCCUGACAAUUCCUUCGGAAACUACGUGGUCGUAUACUUCGACAGCGCUAAUGGAGAAGCGCCACAAGAGAUACAAUUGGAUUCGACGGUAACCAGUCAUGUUUUGUCCAAUCUUCGUGGAGACGCUUCAUAUAUCUUUCAGGUCGUCACUCAGGCCGGUACCACAAGAAGUGAAAGCAACCCGUUCAUUGGAAAAGCAUUAGGUAAUAAUAACCCGGAGACCGAAACCGAGACCGAUCCCACUACCCGAUGA
Molecule: messenger RNA, 2287 nt
Organism: Lytechinus variegatus (green sea urchin)
Lineage: Eukaryota; Metazoa; Echinodermata; Echinoidea; Temnopleuroida; Toxopneustidae
Product: tenascin-R-like
Exons: 8
Coding region: 224-2287 (687 amino acids)
Molecular function (GO): protein binding
Source: RefSeq, a predicted model, not a curated record